UAAUCUGUGGUGAGACAUUUGAGUUUAGUCCCUUCAUCCCCUCACCCUUCAUCAAACGUGUGUAACGCAACUUUCCUGCGUUGUUCAGCACCUUGUGAUUUGCAGUAAUAAUGUCGGAAAAAGAUGUUUGACUAAAUUCCAGAAAUUCCAGCACAGUGAAACUAAAGAUGAACAACAAAAUGCAACGCGCAAUCAACUAAUCAAUUCAUAACGUCAAGAUCCCGUAUAAUAUGAUUUUUAUUUGACCCAUUUAUUAAUGAUAGACUGUUCUCAUGUUUACUACCUGGUAUAUCGCGUCCGUGCAGCUCCGUGCGCGUUAAUUAGUCGUUUACGGCGCUGCUCUAAUUGAAGUGCCACGUUGUCUGACGGCGCCUGAACGUCGCACAACGGUGGCUGGUGCGUCUUGUGUCGUGACGCGCACUCGUGGAGGCGUGCCCGCGUCGGAAUCAGCUGGGGAAACAACAGAAGAGAGGGCGGCUCGGACCAGGAAAACCUCCAAACCAGUUAUGUUUAGGGUUCACUGUAAAAACCGGCCUGUUCAAACCGCGGCUGCAUUCGAGCAGAGCUGCAGCGGCGGCUCGGCACUCGCUGGGUUUCGCGAGACACUGGGCGAAGCAGGCAAUAAAGGGAAGUGAGAGGAGGAGGAUGUAAGAGCGCAGAAGUCCGACGGUGCGACGCCCGCGGUUUCGUGCGCUUCUUGACAGAGACGGGGAUCGCGGCGAGCAACUUUCCAUUCCCCGCGCGCCACUGUCCGGUUUGAGGAACCGGCUGAUCCACCGGCACAGUGGCAUGUUGUUCGGUUCCGGAACCGUCGGAAGGGCCCUCUCCAUGGAUAUAGAUACGGACUAUGAGCGGCCCAAUGUGGAAACCAUUAAAUGUGUGGUGGUCGGGGACAACGCAGUAGGCAAGACCAGGCUGAUCUGUGCCCGGGCCUGCAACGCCACCCUCACACAGUAUCAGCUGCUCGCCACCCACGUGCCAACGGUCUGGGCCAUCGACCAGUACCGUGUAUGCCAGGAGGUGUUAGAAAGAUCUCGUGACGUAGUAGAUGAGGUCAGUGUGUCCCUGAGGCUGUGGGACACGUUUGGAGAUCAUCACAAAGACAGACGCUUCGCCUACGGCAGGUCUGAUGUGGUGGUGCUGUGCUUCUCUCUGGCUAAUCCCAACUCGCUGCGCCAUGUUCGCACCAUGUGGUUCCCAGAGAUCAAGCACUUCUGUCCCCGGACGCCCAUCAUACUGGUCGGCUGCCAGCUGGACCUGCGCUAUGCCGACCUGGAUGCAGUGAACCGGGCACGACGACCGCUGGCCAAACCCAUCAAACCCACAGAUAUCCUCCCCCCGGAGCGAGGUCACGAGGUGGCAAAGGAGCUUGGGAUUCCCUACUACGAGACCAGCAUUGUAGCGCAGUUUGGAGUCAAAGAUGUUUUCGACAACGCCAUCCGUGCUGCCCUCAUCUCCCGUCGACACCUUCAGUUCUGGAAGUCCCACCUGAAAAAGGUCCAGCGACCCCUUCUCCAAGCUCCCUUCCUGCCGCCACGACCCCCGCGGCCCAUUGUGGGGAUCCCAGACCCGCCUCCCACCGAUGGCGAGGGCCCUGACUCGCUUUUCUGCCAGCCGCUGUGUGCAGAUGUGCUCUUCCUCCUGCAGGGCGGCGCCACUCGCGUCUUUGCGCACAAAGUCUAUCUGGCGACGUCCUGCUCCAAGUUCUACGACCUCUUCACCCUGGACCUCGGGGGAUCGUGCGCGGGGCCGCAGGGGGAGGAACAGGAGAGCAAGGAAAACACGGAGAGCGGGGAGGAAGACGAGCAGAGCAGGAGAGGAGCCAAGGAGCAAGCUGGGCGCACCAAGAGCCUGGACAUCGACAAGGAAGGGGCCGACGGAGGAGUGCGGGGCUUGAAUGGGCCCCAGCUGCUCCAGCAGGGCUCUCUGAGGACUUCCCAGAGCGACAACGCCCUCCCCUCUCGAGCCCAGUACUCGGUAGGAGCGCUGGGCACUGGUCGAGCGCUUUCAGGAUGGGGAAGGGGGUUUCUGAGCGUGUGUCUGGAGCAUAUUGAAGAUCCCAUGACUGGACGAUUGCGCCUCAUGACAGUGGUAGCCAUGGACGCUCUUAUACAGGAAGAGCCAUUUAAGGCCGUGCUUCAGUACCUGUACACGGGCAGCCUGGACGAGGGCCGGGGGGACCUGAUGCAGGUGGCCACCAUAGCAGAGCUGCUGGAGGUGUUCGACCUGCGGAUGAUGGUGGCCAACGUGCUGAACAGAGAGAGCUUCAUGAACCAGGAGAUCACCAAGGCUUUCCAUGUGCGCAGAGCCAACCGCAUCAAGGAGAGCCUCAACAAAGGGACAUUUGCAGAUGUGGUGUUCCGGCUGGAUGACGGCUGCCUCCCGGCCCACAAGCCCCUGCUCAUCUCCAGCUGCGACUGGAUGGCCGCUAUGUUCCGUGGCUCGUUCAUGGAAAGCUACAUCGAGGAGGUGCCUCUUCCAAACACCAGCACCGCCUGCAUGCGAGGAGUGCUGGAGUUCCUGUACUGCGGCCUGCUGACGCCCUGUCCUGGUCUGGAGCCCAUGGAGUUGGUCAUCCUCGCCAACCGGCUGUGUUUGCCCCGCCUCGUUGCCCUCACAGAACAGCACGCUGUGGAUGAGCUCCUCCAGCUGGCGCUGAAGGGAGUCGACAUUGACGGACAGGUGCUGGCCUACCUGGAGGUUGCACAGUUCCACAAUGCCAAGCAGCUAUCAGCCUGGUGUCUCCAUCACAUCUGCACUAAUUACAACAGCAUCUGUCGCAAGUUUCCCAAAGACAUGAAGGCGAUGUCUCCAGAAAACCAGAGGCACUUUGAGAAGCAGCGCUGGCCUCCCGUGUGGUUCCUGAAGGAGGAGGACCGCUACCUCCGCUCCCAGAAGGAGCGUGAGCGCGAGGAGGAGAUCCUGCACAAGCAGCACACCAAGCGGGGCUGGUGCUUCUGGAGACACCCGUCCUCGUCCUCACACAUCUCCUAAGAGGCUUCUCCUCCACUGACUGACAUAACCCAGGAAACCGGCCUCCUCCCAGACUCGCGCACCGGGAGCUCUGCCCUAGAGCGGGAGGAAGCUCGCUCGCAGUGCUCGUAUGCCUGAAUGUCAGCAUGUUUGGGGGAAUGUAUGUGCCUCUUUGUAGCUGUGGGUGAUCCGAGUGCAUUUUACGCUGGCGUGACGGGUGCGGACUGAACCGAAGGGUGUGUGUGCAGGUGUGGUUUUAUGACUGAGUGAUGCUUCCAAGUCGAGCGCUUACCAGCCGCACUGGCCUGCGAGGGUGUCCGGCGUCGCAGUGCAGCCCCUUGUCUCCUCCCUCCACCAGCACUCGAGUGGCUGGACUGGGAGCGUCCCAGUCUCCAUCCUUCACGCCGACCUUAAGGACUUUUACACAUUGGCCACAGCAGCUCCGGCUCGGAGAGCUUACCUCUGCCUUCACUAUCACACAGACUGUUAGCUUGCACACCCGCCCCCCCAAAACCAGCACUGGACUAGCAGGAGCGUACACUAACAUUUUGCUAUUGUUUGAUCUUUAAUAUAUAUACAUAUAUGUAUGUGUGUGUAUAUAUAUAAAUAUAUAUCCUAUGCGCCUUCUCAGACACUAUUAUCAGGGUAAAUGGCGCACACUACCCCCCGGGAAGGUUCGAGGACCUCAAUGGUUGCGAUCACAGCACCAGUGAUGAGACUGUUAGUCAACAGGUUAGGUGUAAACGAUGGUCGUAGCUGUUAGCUGUUAGCCUUCAGUAUAGUCCGGAUGUAGUCCGUAGUCUUGGUCACCCACCCACUCCUCUUUCUCCUGCGCUGCAAAAAAGUGAAAGACGAGCUGCCGUGCGAUGCGCGUGUUUCACCAGUUUGCGUUUCAGAGGCUUUUUAGGUGACUACUGCGUAACGAUGGAGGGGGUGACGAGGGCUAGCCUUACUUGAUACCUCUGCUCUGGAGGAACGACGCGUAGAGUAUUACACACGUGCUUGUAACGUCCAUCCUUAACCACUAGGCUGCGCUGAAGCACCUCGGCCAGCCUGCCUUUACAGCCCUUCACCACUAGGGGCAGCACUGCUCAGGGCCCUAGCACUAACCUUACCACUAACAGGAGUUUUUAUGCAUGUGACUUCUUCUCAAGUGUAAAUCUCCACUGUCACCAGUAUAACUUUGAUCCUUGCGAAGUGUUAGGAGGCGGCUGAAACACAUGCACAGUGUUAGCAGUGCAUUUAAAAACCUGCACCUUUUGAUUUCCACCGGAUUUUUUUUUUUUGAAUACCAAAGCUGUGAUUCUUUCUUCCUCACGUUCUUCUUUCUUCUUCUUCCCCCGCGUCCUUUUAUCAGCAAGAGAGGAUGAAGGUGAGGAGAGAGAGGGCAGAAAGGAGUCCCGCCCUGCGGUGGCGGGUGUCGCAGCUGGACGUUGCCUUCCAUUCCUCUUGCUGGAUUUGAAAAUGGUGCUUAAAACACAAUAGGACAGAGUCCACACGAACACUCUUCACACAGUUCUACGUUCACAGUUAAAGCAUCUGUCCAGCUGUGAAGUGUUUAUGUGCGGUGGAUUUGCAGAGGUGAUUUUACACACCACUUGUGUUGCUUUUCUGCUCGAACGUAACGCGUUCGGUCGUUCGUCCGUAUCAACCACUCGAUCCAGACUGAACUUUGCGCUUGCAGUCGUCUCAAGCGAUGCUUGGAUGCGUAGCUGCAUGCGUGCGCAGAGUGGCUUCUCCUCUUAAGGGUGCUAAUUUCCUUGGGCUCCAGUUCUGAAUGUGAAAACGAGGCUUGGCGGUGACGAGCGCCUGUUAGCACGUUGUGCUAUUUGUGGGUUCGCGCCCCUCGGCUUCACCCGGGAACGUGUGGGAAAUAGAUUGUGUGAGCCGCACGCACUCCGGGGGAGCCGCGUUAAAAUCACUGUCGACUGCCGGAUCGAAGGCGGACGGGAUCUCACGAGGCACAAGUGACAACCCGACUCACUGCUCCAUGAAAGUCUGGCUCUGCUGGCAUUUAAACCCCUUCCAGUGGGCGGCCGUGGGAAUUGAGACAUCACGCUGACGUGACUUUUUCAUUUCCCACAUUGAUACGAUUUGUCUAAUUAAUAAUUGGCUUCUCCCGCUGAGUCUCUUGUGCCUUACAGUUAGGCAAAAGUUGAAACGGAGUUUGGGAUCGUAGGCCACGGCGGCGUUCCAACUUAGCUUCCUUUUGCACUGUCAGACAUUGGCCCCGCCCUCAUGGAACAAAUGCAGGGUCCACUGAACCUGCUGCAUGUUUUGUGAAGACAAAGGCCUUGAAUCAAACUUUCUAAAGAGCGCCGUGCUGGAGUGCAGACCGGUCUGUUCUCAUGGCCUUUGUGUUGUUUUUUUUAAGUAGCUACUGGUUUGAGUGACUGGUAAAACAUAAGGUUGAGUCCUGUCCUGUGGAACCUUAACGCCGCUGACCGGCCCGUGCGCUCCGAGGCUGCGGCCACUCAUGGACUGUGGUAUAUUUGCAUGGUGGCCCGACUUUGCCACCUUCUGGAAUGCACUUUCUUCUUCUUCGUCUCUGCAUUUCUAUGCUUGGCAUGAAUUGUUCUUUCAUGUAAGAUUGUUUCGAAACAAAACAGAUGAUUGUAGCACAUUUUCACAAAGUCUGUUUUUCUUCCCAGAGGCCGAGUCGCUCGACUUGUCCGGCUCCUUGUUUAAGGUCUGUUUGAUGUUUAAACCCCCAGAUAGCAUUCUUCUUGCUAUGUGGCAUUAUGCACUUGUCAGUUUUUUCUAAAUUAAAUCAGCACAGCUUGAAGUAGCAUCUCUGUAUAUUGCAUUAACUCAUCCUUCCAGACUUGUAUGGUCACAGUCUUGAGUCAAUGGGUCAGUCUAGGUGGAGCUUUUCUUCCUUUGUAGGAGGCCUGACGUACAUUUUUUUUCAAACGUGAGGCCUAGUGAGUGAGAGAACGCAUUGUUUCUAGUGUCUUGGUGUCUUCUUUCCUGUGCCUUUGGUGAAUUCUCACUCUUUUGGCUUUUGUACAGUCUGUGCACCAACAGGAUUAUUUGCGUUGAUUAAGCCAAGAAAUACAUGCAUGUACCCACGGAAAUCCAGUAGGCAACCUUCUUCCAUGUGUAGUAUUUAGUGCUUUUGUAGACUGCCUCGUGGUUCCUCAUUGUUUUUGAAGCAUUAAGCAGAUACUAGGUCCUAGUGAUAACUUCCAGUGAUGAUGUAAUACAUGCUUUACAAGAUAAGUCAUGAAACAACCAAGAAACCAAGCAAACCAGCAAUGAUGAAAACAUGUUUUGGGACUUGACUUUCAGGUGCCUGCACUUUCUGUUAUGUAGCCUAAUAAGUCUUUUCUUGAUGAAAACUCAAAUGUCUUGUUACUUUCCACUUCCUCGUGCUCGGUUUCUUCCUGAAACUAACGGAUAAUUGUUUCCUACUGCUUCCACUGUUUAGCUGCAGUUCAGUAAAUUUCAAUCACUUAAAAGCAGCAUGUUCUCAGAAACGAGCGCCUGGUCGGAUUAAUAAACAACUAUAUAUAUUAUGCUUUAAUGAAAAUAGUUGUUAUCCAAAAUACAGUACAGUGUUGUAACUUUGAAUUAAUCUCUCACUUUAUGACUGCUUACCACACUGUAUUUAUGUACUAGGCUGGCGUGUACAUAGUGUGUGCACCGAGCGGCAGGAUGUGUUCAAACAGACAGACAUGGUGUUAUUAACCCCAGUCUAUUGCGUCAUUUUAAAGUGUAUUAGAUAUACUGUAUAGUAUUGAUAUGCAAUUAUGUUUCCAUUGACUCAUUUACUGCUAGUGUUUAAAACAAUAAGAGGCAAACAACAGCAUACCACACUUAAAAGUUAUUAAGGGCUUUCAAGAAAAUAUACAACAAUCAGAAUGUUUUGCUGCUGUUGCAAAAAAUGUUUUGAGACAAAAACUUUUAAUAUUUUUUGAACCACUGUGAUUUGUACAAAAAUUACAAAAAGAAAAGUAGAAAAAGGAUUUUGUUCUUUUUUGCCAUUUCAGUAUUUUGAUGUUUGACAUGAAUUUUAUUAAAACUGUUAAUCUUUUGAAA
Betta splendens (Siamese fighting fish) is the source of this 7014-nucleotide messenger RNA. RefSeq names its product Rho related BTB domain containing 4 (gene rhobtb4). The record is from RefSeq and is a predicted model, not a curated record. Bases 790 to 2994 code for a protein of 734 amino acids. Gene Ontology annotation, biological process: small GTPase-mediated signal transduction. The transcript is spliced from 11 exons. Gene Ontology annotation, molecular function: GTP binding; GTPase activity; protein binding. Lineage: Eukaryota; Metazoa; Chordata; Actinopteri; Anabantiformes; Osphronemidae.